AUGACUGGUGAGGGCGGCCGCAGCGCCUACAAGCUGUUCACGUCGGGGCUGUCGUGGCCGGCGGCGCAGAAACGCUGCCAACAGGAUGGCGCGCACCUCAUCGUCCUCGACUCGCAGCCAGAGGCCCAAGUCGUGAGGGACUUCUUCGCCCGCAAUCUCACCCUUCAGAACGCAACCAGCACCGCUUACUACCACGCGGGCGUGUACAAACGUGGCAAAGACUUCAUCGACGUUCUCGGUGAACCUGUGCCUGAGUGGGCUAGGAAGACAUUAGACGCUAGCAGCACCGAGUACUGUGGACGCGUGGUAGCGAAUGGGAACUACGAUGAAGGACACUGUGAAUUGCCCCGAGCAUUCAUUUGUGAACAUGAGUGAUAUUUUCUUCAUAUAUAUUUUGACCAAUAAAUAUGACUGUCUUUAGGUAGUCAAUUACUUAUUAGUAGAAUCGGAAUUCUGUUACGAAAUGAAAAUAUAAAAUUUGGUAUGAGUUGUUUAAAGUCGUAGAAAAGAACAAUUGACGGUUGUGGUGUCCGUUAGUAUGUUGGCGAGUGUUGUUGGGGAAGGCAGAAUAGAGUUCGCUAGACAGUGGACACCUGAAUGUAGACCAAAAAUGUUAACAUAGAUUCUGUUUUUAAGGAGACGAUCACUUCUUUAUCAUCGUGAUUGCAUUUGACCAUCCGGUAUGAUGACUACGAAUUUGUUUUACUCGCGACUGCCUCUUCAAAGUGCUAUUGUGGACUUCCUAUUGAAUCUUGCAAUAGCACCAGUGCAAACGGAAUUAUAGUCUUCUUUCUGCAAAAUUGCGCUAUCUCCAGCAUCGAGAAGGGUACAUCAUAUACUUAAAGAUCUGUCUUCAAAAGGAAUCGGAGGCUCAAUAGUAAGAAGGGAUUCCUCUUUCCUGACCAGAGCCAGACGGCAUCAAUAUAAAAAAAUCGAGAAUCUUGAUUGGUAUCAUCUUCCUUUCUCAUUUUGAUUUUUAACAGUACCUGACCCUGGAACCUCCGCUUCAACAGAAAGACAAAACACGGCCGUGCCUUCGGGAUGUUAUGAAUUGCAAGUAUGUUUCCAGCUGGAUCGAGAUCAGUGCCAGGAGAAAACAAGGAAUAUAAUGAGAAAAAAGUCAAAAAUAAGGCCAAAUACGGCAAAAAAUCGACAUCUUAUGCUAAAAUAAAUUAAAAUGGGCAAAAAAGGCAAAAUAAAAAUCUAUUCAGUGCAUUCAGUUGUUAAAAGUCAUAAAAUCGUAAAAAAAGAUAACAAAAAUAUUUUGCUAAACUUCCUGGCACUACGUUUUAGUAAUUUCUUGUACAAGACGAUAAAGAUUUACGAUAUCUACGAGCGGAUGCUAUUACCCCACGAACACACCAGUGCUGUGCAACUUCAAAAGCACCAGCCACAAUUAAUGAAUCAGUCUCCUCAGCAGCUUCCUUCACAUUGAAAAGCUCGGCUUCGUCUCUGAAUAAAUAGAGAAAGUAACUGCUUGACCAUUUCCAAUAAACAAUUAUUUUGUGUUGGCUACAUUCAUCUAUGACAUUUGAUAUGGUGUUUUUUAGUGGAUAACCUGGCCUCCCAAUUGAUUUAGUGGUUCACUUGUUCACUUUUCACUUGACCCAACAAGGGUACCUAUCAAAGACGAUUGUAACCAUUUGGACACACCAGUUUCUUGAUAUGGAUAGUUUCUUGAAUAUGAAACAAAUUGAGGAUGAUGGAGGGGCUGAAUGGGGUUGAGGGCGGGAUGAGUUGGGCCGUGG
Gryllus bimaculatus (two-spotted cricket) is the source of this 1748-nucleotide messenger RNA. The record is from the annotation of a GenBank genome assembly. NCBI's taxonomy places the organism in Eukaryota, Metazoa, Arthropoda, Insecta, Orthoptera, Gryllidae.